AUGGAAGGUGAGGCAGUUGAAGCUAUGGUGGAAGAAUCAGAAACUUUUAUUAAGGGAAAAGAGAGAAAAACCUAUGAAAGACGCCGUAAAGCUGGGCAGGAGGACGAUGCUUGUCGUAUACCACCAAACCAAGCAGAUGGGGGUGAAGUAGUUCAGGAUGUCAACAGUGGUGUGCAGAUGGUUAUGAUGGAACAGUUGGAUCCAACACUUCUUCAAAUGAAGACUGAAGUAAUGGAAGGUGCAGUGCCGGCUACAGUGGAUGACACACAGAUCAGAACACCUCAGGUUGUUAAUAUGGAAGAGCAGCCUAUAAAUCUUGGUGAGCUUCAGCUGGUCCAAGUACCAGUUCCAGUGACUGUACCUGUUGCCACCACUUCUGUGGAAGAACUAGGAGCAUAUGAAAAUGAGGUUUCCAAAGGAGGCCUGCAAGAGGGAGAGCCCAUGAUCUGUCACACUCCCCCUUUACCAGAAGGCUUCCAGGUAGUGAAAGUGGGUGCAAAUGGUGAGGUGGAGACGCUGGAACAAGGUGAACUUCAGCCCCAAGAAGAUCAAUGGCAAAAAGAUCCAGACUAUCAGCCCCAGCCAAAAAAAACAAAGAAAAACCAAAAGAGUAAGCUACGCUACACUGAGGAAGGCAAAGAUGUGGAUGUCUCUGUGUAUGAUGUUGAAGAGGAGCAACAGGAGGGUUUGUUGUCUGAGGUCAAUGCAGAAAAAGUAGUGGGUAACAUGAAGCCACCUAAACCAACCAAAAUCAAAAAGAAAGGUGGGUUUUGUAAGCGGAUUUCUAAACUGCACUGGUUGUGA
Molecule: messenger RNA, 804 nt
Organism: Rhea pennata
Lineage: Eukaryota; Metazoa; Chordata; Aves; Rheiformes; Rheidae
Product: transcriptional repressor CTCF-like
Source: RefSeq, a predicted model, not a curated record